Molecule: messenger RNA, 2965 nt
Organism: Rhododendron vialii
Lineage: Eukaryota; Viridiplantae; Streptophyta; Magnoliopsida; Ericales; Ericaceae
Product: nuclear intron maturase 3, mitochondrial
Exons: 1
Coding region: 58-2355 (765 amino acids)
Biological process (GO): mRNA processing
Source: RefSeq, a predicted model, not a curated record
GUGGAUUCUGUUCAGUGUUCCGUCCUCUCACGUUAUCAGCCGUCUGCCGCCGUUGCAAUGCUCUUGAACCUCCGGCGAGCCACCGUACUCCGCUGCGUCCCAGUUCCAACUCUCUCUCCUCAUCUUCUCCGCUCAACCCUCUCUCUCUCCUCAAACCCAAUUCAACACACUCCCAUCGAACCCCUCACCAAACCCCAGCUCAAAACCCUAGUCCUCUCUCACUACCGCCACGGCAAGUUCUCCAACCUCCUCCAAAACGUCGUCGCUUCUCCGUCCGUCCUCCUCACCGCUUGCCACAACCUCAAACCCCUCCAAACCCACAACGCCACUCAACCCAACUCGCCCGAGUCACCCAUUCUCAACUGGGUCCAAGAAACGGCGACCCAACUCGGAAACAACCGGUUCGACGUCGAGUCGUGCUGCGUGGCGGUCGGGCCAAUGGGUAAGAGAGGUGAGUCGCUUGUUCUUCCCAAUUUGAAGCUCAAAGUUUUGAUUGAAGCUAUUAGGAUUGUGUUAGAAGUUGUUUAUGAUGAUAGGUUCGCUACGUUUGCUUAUGGUGGGAGAGUGGGUAUGGGACGACACACCGCAAUUCGAUACCUCAAGAACUACGUAGAAAACCCUAGUUGGUGGUUUACGGUGUCGUUUGAUCGACAAAAGUUUGAUUUUGAUCAUGUUGAGAAGUUAUGUUCUAUUAUGGAAGAGAAAAUUGGAGAUGAGAUGUUGAUUGGUGUGAUCAAGAGGUUGUUUAAAUUGGGAGUGGUGAGGAUUGAAUUGGGUGGAUGUUAUUUAGGGAGGGGGUUUCCUCAAGAAAGCGCAUUGAGUUCAAUUUUGAUUAAUGUCUAUUUUGAUGGGCUUGAUAGGGAAAUUCAAGAGUUACGUCUACGAACAAACCGGGAGAAUCCCAAGUUCGAGUCAGAUGAGCUAGAAACAAUGUCUAGUAAUGUUUUCUAUAAGCCAUUGAAGAUUCAUGUGGUUAGGUACUUGGAUGAGAUACUAUUGGUCACUUCAGGGACAAAGAUGUUGACUAUGGAUUUGAAGAAGAGGGUUGUAGAUUUUUUGGAAAAUACUUUGGAAUUGAGGGUAGAUAGAGUGAAAACAGCGAUUCAUAGUGCAAUUACAGAAAAGAUUGAUUUUUUGGGAAUGGAACUUCAGGCCGUUCCUCCUUCAGUUCUGCGUCUGCCUAUGUCUGAGAAAGCGAUUAGGGCACGGGAGAAGUACCUCAGACAGAAAGAAGUUAGGUCUUUAGAAUUGAGGAAUGCUAGAGAGACUAACAGGAAGAAACUUGGGUUGAAACUUAUGGGUCAUGUUUUUAAGAAGUUGAAACAGAGUAAUGGAUUCAAAUUUGAUUUCCAUAUUGAGAACGAAGUGAGACAAAUUUUUAGAACAUGGGCUGAUGAAACAGUGCGCGAGUUUUUGGGUUCUUUGGAUGAGCGAUGGAGCUGGCAUAGGGAGCUAUCUGCUGGUGAUUUUCUCUCUUUAAGAAGAAUACGAGAUCAAUUGCCUGAAGAGCUUGUGGAAUCAUAUGAUAAGUUUCAAGAGCAAGUUGACAAAUAUUUGAAGCCGGAGAAAGCUAGAAAGGCAUUAGAGGAAGAAGAGAGGAGGAUAGAAGAGGAAGAGGAACGGAGAUAUGCUGAAAGAACAGUUGAAGAUUUGGCGAAACUGUGUCUAAAAGUCUCUGCUCCCAUAGAACUCGUAAGGAAGGCAGUUAAAAUGGCUGGAUUUACAAAUCAUAUGGGCCGUCCUAGGCCCAUUGGCCUACUCAUGGCUCUUGAAGAUAGUGAUAUCAUAAGAUGGUAUGCGGGUGUAGGGAGAAGAUGGCUUGAUUUCUUUUGCUGUUGCCACAACUUUAAAAUGGUGAAAACUUGUGUAACUUAUCACCUAAGGUUCUCUUGUAUCUUGACAUUAGCAGAAAAGCAUGAAGCGACAAAGCAUGAGGCAAUCAGACACUAUACUAAGGAUUUGCAAGUUCCUGAUGUUAAUGGAGUUGAAGAAGUGCAUUUUCCUACAGAAAGGGAGAUCAAGAUGAUGGGAGAUAAUAAUCUUGUGGAUCCAAAACCAGUGGAUGGGUCUAUAACAAUGGCUCUGAUCAGAUUGGCUUCUGAUGAGCCUUCAUACAAAUGUGUUGCUCAUUUCUGCCACAGAACAGACACUAUUGUGUACCGAAUUCGGUUACUGCAGAAAGAUUUGAAUAUAAACCCAUCAGAUGAAAAGAAGUGGGUUUAUGGGAUGGGCACGAUUCAUGAAUGUCUGAAUCGGAAGUGUCUCCCUCUAUGUUGUGAUCACAUAAACGCAUUGCAUAUGGGAAAAAUUACUCUCCAAGAUAUCGAUUGUACUUCAUUUGUUGACUUGGACUGAAUGGUGUUUGAUUCCUCCGCUCCAUAUACAGUAUCAUGGAUUUUGAUUGCUCAAAAGGCUGUUUGCUGCAUCAAGCUGCACUCGAGAGAUUGUUGUAACUUCUUUGCUCAACUGUAAUGGAUUGUUGAGUUGAGUAGUACAGACUACCAAUAGCCUUCAAAAAUUACGUAGCAAUUUGGGCUUGCCCUUGUCACUAGAAGAAUGCUUCACAAAUGCUUGGGCUUCUUUAGGUUGACGAUCCUUUGUAUGUUACCAUUACAGACAACAUUGAGAUAUACAUAUGGGAAUGUUGAUUAGCCUUAUUUCUUUAACCAAAGUCAUUUUUUGAGCUUUUGGUAUUAGCUAGUAGCUUGAUCAUCGUGGAAGGGGAGUCAUAGGUAGGAUUUUGUCUCUAGUUCUCCUGCGAUUGGCUUUUUGUAACUUGUGGAUACACAUGUUAUUUUCAUGUAUUCAGAUGUGUUUUCCUUGUUGCAAGAUUUUCUGCGAAAGGCAGCUUCCGUGCAUUAUGGGCCUUUAUUUACUAUUCACCACCUUCUUCCAUAUUGUUGUGGUUGUGAUACUUACCAGAUCAACUGAUUGAUGUGGAGAGUUGUUGAGCUAUUCAGAGAAA